AUGUCGUUUGCGCCUCCUCCCGGAUCAACAAGAUUAGCAAACACUCAAUUAAGUGGGAAAAAUAAUAUAAACAGUAGCAAUAACAACAACAACAACAACAAAAACAACAUCAAUAAAAAGAUAAAACAAUCAAGUCAUUAUCAAUCACAUUUUGACGAAUCCUUAGAAGCUGCCUUAGAUUCAUUAGAAUUGGGAGAUAUUCCAGAUUCUGGAAGAUCAUCGGUGGAAAGUUUCGAAUUACAUACUCUAAAUAACAAUAACAACACAAGCCAAUCAAAUAAAAAUAAUAGUACUAAUAAUACUAGUAGUACGCCCGAUUACAGGGAAAACGUAGAUUUAAGCACCACUAAUACCAACAAUAAUACUGAUAAUAACAUAAUAAAAUCAAAAAAUAUCAGUAUUCCUAAUUUCAUCUCUAUGUUUUUUUCUAGGGUUUCCGCUAAACAACCGUAUAGUAAAAUUGAAUUAUCAGAAGGAAAUGUAGAAAGAGAAAUUCAACCUCAUACAACACCGGUAUUUGAUAGAAACAAGUACCCAUCAAAUGCUAUUUCAAAUGCAAAAUAUAAUCCCAUUACUUUUGUUCCAAUAAUCUUGUACGAGCAAUUUAAAUUUUUUUUCAACCUAUACUUUUUGUUAGUAGCAUUGUCUCAAACUAUACCAGCUUUAAGAAUAGGUUACCUUUCGUCAUAUGUUUUGCCUUUAGCCUUUGUUUUGGCAGUUACGAUGAGUAAAGAAGCCUUAGAUGAUAUCCAAAGAAGAAAAAGAGAUAAAGAAUCCAAUAAUGAACUUUAUGAAGUAAUAAAUCAGUCUAAAUUAGUUCCUAGUAAAGAUUUGAAAGUUGGUGAUUUAGUUAAAUUGCAUAAAGGUAUUCGAAUUCCGGCCGAUAUGAUUUUAUUGCAAAGUAGUGAGGCGUCUGGAGAAACUUUUAUCAAAACCGAUCAAUUGGAUGGAGAAACUGAUUGGAAAUUACGUGUCUCUUGUCCGGUAACCCAAAAACUGUCAAAUGACCAAUUGAUUAAUAAUAUCACCAUUGUUGCAGAAGUGCCACAUAAAUCCAUUCACACCUUUACUGGGAAAUUAACGUUCAAUGAAACCACCUCGCAUGCGUUAACUGUUGAUAACGCUUUAUGGGCAAAUACAGUUCUAGCAUCCACAGGGACCUGCAUUGGUUGUGUUAUUUACACCGGGAGUGAUACGAGACAAGCAAUGAAUACAACAACGCCUAAGGUGAAAACCGGACUACUAGAGUUAGAAAUCAAUAAUCUUUCCAAAAUUUUAUGUUUGUCUGUUUUUAUAUUAUCUAUUCUUUUGGUGCUAUUUGCUGGUUUUGACAAUCCAGAUUGGUAUAUUGAUGUAAUGAGAUAUUUGAUUCUAUUUUCCAGUAUUAUACCUGUUUCUUUACGAGUCAACUUGGAUUUGGGGAAGUCAGUGUACGCUUAUCAAAUAGAACAUGAUACUUCUAUUCCAGAAACAAUUGUGAGAACAAGUACUAUUCCUGAGGAUUUGGGUCGUAUUGAAUAUUUGUUAAGCGACAAAACUGGUACAUUAACUCAAAAUGAUAUGGAGUUGAAAAAACUACAUUUAGGUACGAUUGCAUAUACUCAAGAAUCAUUUGAUUUAUUGCGGGAUAGUGUCAGUUCUGUAACUGAGGGUGUAUCUUCUCCUGGGAACGUUGCCACUAGCAACAUUGAUGGCAGUACUAUUGGCAUGGGUACCAACAAAAUUAACUCAAGAAGAAACAUUAAUCAAAGAGUUUAUGAUAUGUUAAUAACCUUGGCUUUAUGCCAUAACGUUACUCCAACAUUUGAGGAUAACGGGGAAUUGAGCUAUCAGGCAGCUUCGCCCGAUGAGAUUGCCAUUGUAAAAUUUACGCAGGAGGUUGGGCUCUCCUUAUUUAAAAGAGAUCGUGAGUCUAUCACCUUAUAUCAAGAAGCCAGUAAGUCUUAUUUGGAAUACAAAAUUUUGUAUGUUUUCCCGUUUAAUUCAGAUACCAAGAGGAUGGGGAUUAUAGUCAAGAGUCAAUCGCCCGCUCAAGAUGACUACUGGUUUUUGGAAAAAGGAGCUGAUACUGUAAUGACGAAGAUAGUUGCUAGUAACGAUUGGUUAGAAGAAGAGACAGGGAAUAUGGCGAGAGAGGGGUUGAGAACUUUAGUGAUUGGCAGAAAGAAAUUGUCAGCGUCGAAAUAUAAAAUUUUUUCUUCCGAAUACGAAAAGGCAUCUUUAUCCAUGAUUAACAGGGAUGAGGCCAUGAGCAAAUGCAUCACUAAAUAUUUGGAACACGAUUUAGAACUAUUAGGGCUAACUGGUGUUGAAGAUAAAUUACAAAAAGAUGUUAAAACUUCCAUUGAAUUGUUGAGAAACGCAGGUGUUAAAAUUUGGAUGUUGACUGGUGAUAAAGUGGAAACAGCCAAAUGUGUUUCCAUUAGUGCGAAAUUAAUAUCACGUGGUCAAUAUGUUCACACGAUUAUUAAAAAAAGCAAGCCUGAAGAGAGUGCCUUAUCAUCUUUGGAAUACUUGACAGUAAAUAAAAACGCUGUUCUUAUAAUAGACGGUGAGUCUUUGGGUAUGUACCUGACUUACUAUAGGGAGGAAUUUUUCAAUGCGGUUAUCCAAUUACCUGCUGUAGUUGCAUGUCGUUGUACUCCACAACAAAAGGCAGACGUUGCCAUGUUUAUUAGACAGUUUACUGGCAAAAGGGUUUGUUGUAUUGGAGAUGGUGGUAACGAUGUUAGCAUGAUCCAAUCUGCUGAUGUUGGCGUUGGGAUUGUGGGUAAAGAGGGGAAACAGGCAUCUUUGGCUGCUGAUUUUUCUAUUUCCCAGUUUUGCCAUUUAACCAAAUUACUGUUAUGGCAUGGUAGAAAUUCUUACAAGAGAUCAGCAAAAUUGGCACAAUUUGUCAUGCAUAGGGGGCUAAUCAUUUCAGUUUGUCAAGCCUUGUAUUCCAUUUGCUCGUCAUUUGAGCCUAUUGCAUUAUUUCAAGGUUGGUUAAUGGUUGGCUAUUCUACAUGUUACACCAUGGCACCCGUUUUUUCUUUGACCACUGACCAUGAUAUCGAUGAAUCCUUGGCGAUUAUAUAUCCUGAGUUAUACAAAGAAUUGACAGAGGGUAAAAGUUUGUCAUAUAAAACAUUUUUUAGCUGGUGUUUGUUAUCUUUAUUUCAAGGUAUUGUUAUUCAAGGAUUUGCUCAAAAAUUCACUAGUAUCUUGGAAAUUGAUUUUACAAAGAUGGUCGCCUUAAGUUUUACAGUUUUAGUUAUGAAUGAGUUAACAAUGGUUGCGUUGGAAAUUAAAACUUGGAAUAAAACAAUGGCCAUUGCUGAAAUUCUAACGUUUAUUUGUUAUUUUGUAACAGUUCCCUUUUUAGGUGAAUAUUUUAAUUUGGAAUAUGUUUUAACUGUUCAAUUUCUAAUACAAAUGGCCCUGAUUUUAGGCUUAUCUAUUAUCCCAGUUUGGAUAGCAAAGGCAAUUUAUAGAAAAUUCAAUUUGCCAACAUAUGUAAAAGUGCAACAGUUUUCCACAUGA
Saccharomycodes ludwigii is the source of this 3522-nucleotide messenger RNA. RefSeq names its product aminophospholipid-translocating P4-type ATPase NEO1 (gene NEO1). Gene Ontology annotation, biological process: endocytosis; retrograde vesicle-mediated transport, Golgi to endoplasmic reticulum; phospholipid translocation. Gene Ontology annotation, molecular function: magnesium ion binding; ATPase-coupled intramembrane lipid carrier activity; ATP binding. The coding region runs from base 1 to 3522 and encodes 1173 amino acids. Lineage: Eukaryota; Fungi; Ascomycota; Saccharomycetes; Saccharomycodales; Saccharomycodaceae. The record is from RefSeq and is a predicted model, not a curated record. The transcript has a single exon. Gene Ontology annotation, cellular component: trans-Golgi network; endosome; plasma membrane.